UAGGAUUUCAAAAGGGCAGUGGGGCUUUUUUGUCAAAAGGGCACUUUCGACGCGCAGUAUUUUGUCAAAUGGGUACUUCGGAGCGAGCAAUCAUUUCAGGAAUGCUUCCUGUUGCAUGGGCAGGUACAGCUAAAUGGUUGUGAUACGUUUAUCAAAUCUACAAGAUGAUUGCUUCUUCACGUUCCACGCAGUCUGUACUCGAUCGAGAACACGUGGUUAACUAGAUGCAAUCCAAUCAAAUUAAUGUCAUCAUUAAGAAGCUUGAUUACGAUUCCUUUCGACUACCAAGAUGAAUGCUGAUUCUUGGCGUCUUUGUAUUACACAGCACGAUGACAUUUCAUAUUCAGCUUCCCGAUACAUGGCAAUAUGUCAUCGAGUACCGUAAGCUACUAUCAGAUAACAUGAGGACCUUCCGUGGCAAUAAGGAUUAAGGGCCCCACUGCAUUGUUCAUACCUUGGCAUGCUUAAAAAUAAUAACUUUAUAAUGCUAUUCCAUGCCUUAAGACGAUUUCAAGUGUACGAUUGGAGGGUUAAUUAAAAUGACAAUUUCUCGGUAUUGAUAGAAAUCGGUCGUAAAUCAAAUCUUACCUCAACAUAUAAAUUGGCUUUUCUAGCAGAAUAGGGUGUUUGUCAACAGUGAAUUGCUUUAUACAGAUCGUAAAAAAUCGCAAAUACUUUCAAAAGCUUUGCUGACUCUGAUACACAAGCUUCUGCCAAAUGAAUAAAACUGUAGGUGAGCCGACGAAAAAUGUGCAUGAAAUGACACAAGUAAAAAACGAAACGACAAUCGAUCCAUUUCUAGAAUCGAAAAUCAGAGUCUGGUACCGCGCGAACAACAAAAAACGAAAUGGCAAUAUGGCAAAGACGGACUUCAAGGAGAUGGCGGAGUGUUUCAUACGGGCAUUUGAACUCGGUCCCGAUGACGCUAGAACGGUCAGGAGUUGGCUGGUGGAUGGCUGGGCCACAAUGAUUGAGUACAUGGAUACCAUGGCACAGAGACAAGACGACACACGGAAGUCCGACACAAGAUCACGAAUGGACCCGCGCGAUCAGAUUCCUACGGCAAUCCAAAUGGCGCGUUACAUCGCUGAAGAGAAGACUAUAACCGAAGAGAUGUAUGUGCAAGCGUUCCGGGAGGUUCUCGUCCUAAACCCUUCCCCAUUUCUGGUCUACUUCACGCAUAUGGUAGAAGAUUUCUUCGACAUUUUCGACGAUGAUGGCGACAAUUCAAUUACAGAAGAGGGAAUGGUCAAGGGCCUGGGUUGCUUCGGAUUCGCGAACGCGGACAGCGUCCGCAACGUCUUUAAGGGUCUUGACGUCAACGGAAGUGGAAGGGUCGACCGGAAGACGUACGUUGCCGCCUGGGUUGAGUUCUUCCAGGGGACCAACCGUGACACGGUGAUGGCUAAACAUUUCACUCUGGACAUGUUUCCAUUUAAACAUUAAAUUAAAUGUUAGAGCUCUUUUAAACUUUUAGAAGAUGCAAAAAGUAUUUUUUAGGUAAACAUGACACGUUAUGCAAAUGUAGAUUCAGCUUAGGCUUACGUUUUGUUGCAAUAAAGAAUGUGUCGGCAUGCUCGUAUGGUAAUAUAUGUUUAACCCAUUUGUGCCUAGCGUCUGGAAAAAAGCCUUGGCAAACAGCGUAGACCAGAUGAGACGCCGCAUGAUGCGGCGUCUCAACAGGGUCUGCGCUGUUUGCUUAAACGAAUUUAUGUAAGAAAUGUUAUAAAUAUAGAAAUACGUAUACUAGACAUCCCUAAUUUUGGAAAUAUAUUGAUCCAAUUUAGAAGGAUGGGAGAGUCCUCUAGGCAUAAAUGGGUUACAGAUAAAGUUUAUUGAAUCAAUACUAGUUACACACUUAUAACAGAUGCACUGAAUGAAAUUACCCGUUUUGAGUCUUGACUUUGCUACAAUAAUUUACAUUAUCUUUGAUACAUAUUUAUACGAUUUAUAUGCCGCUGCAAAGUCAAUAACUUAUUUUAUUACUGGCUCCUUUCAUAUAUUUGCAAAUAUAAGGUGGCGAGCAUUGGUAUUUGUGCGUUAACAUAUCCACCGAUAAAAAGGUGCGAUACAUUAGUACACAACCAUUCAAUCAUGGAGUUAACAUACCAUGAUGUUUUAUGUCAUAUUAUACCCGGAUAUUAUAAAACAAGUUUUAAGCUCUUUUGUUAGUAAGUGUAUGAUUUAAAAGUGUGUUUUCGUCUUGUAAAAUAUAUUAAUCAGGCAUGUACUAAACAAAAUGAUGGUAAAAGUGAAUCCAAUUAACUUCACUUAGUGUAUCAAAACAUCUACGUAAAUAAAGUUGUGUGUG
Messenger RNA from Dreissena polymorpha, 2311 nucleotides. RefSeq lists its product as uncharacterized. Gene Ontology annotation, molecular function: calcium ion binding. Bases 718 to 1446 code for a protein of 242 amino acids. NCBI's taxonomy places the organism in Eukaryota, Metazoa, Mollusca, Bivalvia, Myida, Dreissenidae. The record is from RefSeq and is a predicted model, not a curated record. The transcript has 3 exons.